GCAAGGCCGUUGUGAAGGUGCAAUAAACAGCGCGGACUGCCUGUGCCUUUAAGAAGUGCAAAUCGAAACUGUAAAGCAUUCGCGGUGUCAAUGUACUGACAAUGAAUUUAAUUGAUAUGGGCUUAAUUCAACACUUGCUGUUGUUUAAUUGCAUAUGGUCUCUUAAAGGUCAAUAUGGAAAUCCUCUGAACAAGUACAUCCACCACUAUGAAGGCCUGUCCUACGACACCAAAGCCCUGCACAGCAACCACCAGCGAGCCAAGAGGGCUGUCUCCCAUGAGGACAAGAUCCUGCAGCUGAACUUCCACGCGCAUGGAAGGCAUUUCAACCUGCGAAUGAGAAGGGAUACAAGCCUGUUCUCUCCAGACCUCAAAGUGGAGGUGUCAGGGGAGGAGAUUCCUUACGACACAUCCCACAUUUACACUGGAGAGCUCUUCGGUGAAAAGGAAACACUCACCCACGGCUCGGUGGUGGACGGCAGGUUUGAAGGCUUUAUCAAGACGCACCAAGGCAUGUACUAUGUGGAGCCCACUGAGCGGUACAUCAGAGCCAAGGACGUGCCCUAUCACUCCGUCAUCUACCACGAGGGGGACAUCCAUUACCCUCAUAAGUAUGGCUCAGAGGGGGGCUGUGCUGACCACUCUGUGUUUGAACGGAUGAGGAAGUACCAGGCCUCGGCUGUGGAGGAGCCUCUGAAGGAGGAAGACCGCUCCCGUGGAUACGGUCCUGUGGUCCUGAGGAAGAAGAGAGCAGCCCAGAUAGAGAAGAACACCUGCCAGCUCUUUAUCCAGACGGACCACCUCUUCUUUAAGUUCUAUGGCAGCAGAGAGGCUGUCAUUGCACAGAUCUCCAGCCAUGUAAAGGCCAUCGACUCUAUCUAUCAGAGGACUGACUUUCAGGGCAUCCGGAACAUCAGCUUCAUGGUCAAGAGGAUCCGGAUAAACACCACCAGUGAUGAAAGAGAUAUAACCAACCCGUUCCGCUUUCCUAACAUUGGGGUGGAGAAAUUCCUGGAACUCAACUCCGAGCAGAACCAUGAUGACUACUGCUUGGCCUACGUGUUCAGCGACAGGGACUUUGAUGAUGGGGUGCUUGGCCUGGCCUGGGUCGGUGCUCCUGCAGGGAGUUCAGGGGGUAUAUGUGAAAAGAAUAAGCUGUACUCAGAUGGCAAGAAGAAGUCUCUGAACACAGGAAUCAUCACCGUGCAGAACUAUGCCUCCCAUGUUCCCCCCAAGGUCUCCCAUAUCACAUUUGCCCAUGAGGUGGGACACAACUUCGGCUCCCCGCAUGACUCGGGGUCGGAGUGCACCCCGGGAGAGUCAAAGGCCCCGGAGAACAAGGAGCGGGGUAACUACAUCAUGUAUGCCCGCGCCACGUCAGGCGACAAGCAGAACAACAACCGAUUCUCCAUCUGCAGUAUCCGAAAUAUCAGCCAGGUUCUGGAGAAGAAGAGGGGCAGCUGCUUUGUGGAGUCUGGCCAGCCUAUCUGUGGCAACGGUCUGGUGGAGGCAGGGGAGCAGUGUGACUGUGGUUAUAGCGACCAGUGUAAAGAUGAGUGCUGCUUCAACGCCAAUGAGCCUGAUGGCAAGAAGUGCACACUCAAGCCUAACAAAAUCUGCAGUCCCAGCCAGGGUCCCUGCUGCACAUUUGACUGCGCCUUCAAGGGCCCUAGUGAAAAAUGUAGAGAGGUGUCGGAUUGUGCUGAACAGGGCAUGUGUAAUGGGAACACUGCCCAGUGUCCUUCAUCACAACCAAAAGCCAACUUCACCACUUGCCAUGGAGAGACACAAGUCUGCAUUAACGGGGGCUGUUCAGGUUCAAUUUGUGAGAAAUAUAAUCUGGAGGUUUGUACCUGUGCUAGCACUGAUGAGAAAGAUGACACAGAUCUGUGCUAUGUUUGUUGUCAGGAGAAAAUGAAACCUGACACCUGCAGCAGCACGGGCUCCGAAAAGUGGAUCAAAUUCUUCGACAAGAAGAUCACCCUGCAGCCUGGCUCCCCCUGCAAUGACUUCAAGGGCUACUGCGAUGUGUUUAUGAGGUGUCGGCUCGUGGACGCAGACGGCCCCCUGGCCAGGCUAAAAAAGGCCAUCUUCAACCCGGAGCUUUACGAGAACAUUGCGGAGUGGAUCGUGGCCCACUGGUGGGCAGUGCUGCUGAUGGGCAUCGCUCUCAUCAUGCUGAUGGCAGGCUUCAUCAAGAUCUGCAGUGUUCACACACCCAGCAGCAAUCCCAAACUGCCCCCGCCCAAGCCACUGCCAGGUACGCUGAAGAGAAGGAGACAGCAGCAAAACAGCCAGCAGCAGCAGCGCCUCCAACGGCAGCCCAGAGAGGCCUGUCAGAUGGGCCAAUUGAGACGCUGAGACGCUGGGCCCCUCUGUGCCUUGGUUCUUCAUAGUGCCUACAGUCAGAACCCUUCACUCCAAAGAGUUACCUGCACCGAUCAUUGCAAACACCCAUCUGCAAAACUAAAACGAGCUAAACUGAUUUCAGUAGACAAAACAGACCAGACCUAACGGACUCAACACCACUGCUCUGAGAGACAGACAAGCUGUCAUUCACACAGCUACACAAGGAAAAUGUUGAGAUCUCUCGGCAAAGACGGGAUAGGAAAUCACUUAUUUCUGUUGUAUGGUCUUUUUUUCUUCCAAAUUUAUUUUUUUACUGGCAUUGUGGUCAUGCAGCAUCUCUCCUCCUGUAGGCUUCCUUUCUUUCCAUCUAGUUUUCCUUUCUGAAGUGCUGCCCUCAUGAGCAGGAAAACAGGACUGCAGGUGACAUGGGUUUUGCUGCCAAUCAAGGCCAGGAAGUGAGACCUUGUAGCAGAAGAGACUAAUUUGCCAAUGUAAUUUAAAUUGUUUUAAAUGAAAACAGGAUGAGAAAAAAACAUGCAGGCUUUUAUUUCUGAAGCGUAAAUGUUCUUUCUGUAAUUGUACAGAUUUUGCUAUAGAUUUUCUUUAACUAUUGAAAUUGAAUUGUUUUCCUGCUGUCGUAUUAACAUUAGUUGCUGUUUAAUUCACUCUCUCAGGAUUAAUAAAACUACAAACAGAUGUAGGGGGAUUGGUGAGAUGACUGAGUAUGGAGGUCCUGUACAGCGUUCCUCUGAAUCGGCGGUUUAAGACUCCUGCUCCUCUAUCUGCACUGAUACCAGUUGGGCUGAAUCAGUCUGGGUCACAUUUAGUAGCUGCUGUGGGGUGGAUCUGAACAGACUCAGUUAUCAGAACAUGGGUGGAAUGGCAACAAAUAGAUCUGAAUAAUAUGAAAGCUUGUCACAGAGGCGUAGAGGCUGCUGUGAUAUUUAGGUUUGAUAUUGUGUUAUAUCAUUGGGCUAGUCAUAAAGUGUCAUUCUGUCAGGGUUGCUUGUAGCGCCGCGGUAUGGGAAUGUGACUGGGUCGAGGAGGAGCUUUUUAAUAAUUUCCUUAAUUGUAUUACAUAUUCUCUUCAGCAAUUCUUUCCUACUCAAUUCGCACUGGUGUCAAUCAAUCUCUGAACAACCACUAAAUACAGCAGAUGAACUAUUCCCAUCAUUCCACAUAAGAGAUUAGGACAGUGCUUUAGCAUACAAGGCUGCCGGGGGGGGGUGGCUGGUUCUACACCUCAAGACUCCGCCAGGGUCUGUCUGGGGCAAUGUAACAGAUUAUCACAGCCACUGCAAUGUGCUGGUUUGUACUUGUCCCUUCUUUGUUCAAAUGCAACUUUGUUUGACCGCAAAAGUGGUUACCUAAAUUAAAUGCAGUUUUAACACUAGAAAGGCCAAGUGAGUCAUUUUGACUCCACCUUCAACAGUUAAACAUCUCCCUGACAUUUAGGUCGUAGUCUCCUCCAUUCCUGACAUUUUCUAAACAUUUAUGUUCUAAUUUAGUUUCUACAACCAUAGUUAGUUUUUUUCCCAGGUUGCCAAACAUUUUCUUUUUUCUGAUCCUCCUACAUAGUCACAUGCAGGUAAUGCAUUUGGAUUUCUGUAUAGUAUACAGAGUAGAGCAGAUGUUGAGGUUUACAAACCAUUGACAAAUUGCUUUCAAACUGAAGUCAAGAUCACUAUUUCAAAUAUCGGUCUGUUUAUAGACACAAUAUAUAUUUUAUAUUUUAAUUGUAAUCAUACACAAUACCUUCCUAAAUACAACCAAAUAAUUAUUUUUAACAGUUUUAGACUAAAUAAAAUGACUCCUCAUUGGCGUGAAGGAGAGACAAAUGAUGUCUGGCCUUUCUAGUGUGAAGUGCAACACCCAUAGUAAUAUUUGAAUGCCCUGUUGUAUACCCAUUUGAACCCAACUUCAGGGAUCUUGUGUACUAAUGGCAUGCAUUACGAGUAUGAUGAAUGGUUAGCCAGAUGAAGAACCUGGAUGGCUUUAAUGUGAUUCUUGUUUUUGAUUCUUUCUUAUUUUUCAGAUUUUAUCAGUACUGAUAUUUGUAUUUGUGGAAUUGUAUUGACCAAGUCCAACAUUCUCUUUUCAUGGCUUAAUGUCUGAGUAUCCAGCUAUGUCAAGCUGCUACAUGUGCAAUGAUAUUGAAAAGGCUACCAGUUACCUGUCACUUUUCUCUCUUUUGCAACCAUUUUCUUGAAAGAGAAUUUCACUUGGCAACUUUUUUGUUAGGUUUUUAAAAGUAGUCCAUAGCAAGGAGGAACUGAUUUAGUUUUCUUUUAACAGCCAUUACAAAUGUCAGAUACAUUUCAGCCUCGCUAGCUUAAAAUCACUGGAGGUUAUAGGGGAAUGUGAGCAUGUUCUUUUGUUCAUGGCUAAAUCACCUUUUAGUGACAUAAUAUACAACAAAUAUGAGUGGAUCUUUGGUGAUUUGGAUAAAACACAUAUUUUUAAACAGGCUAACAGCUCUCAUUGUCUGGUGCUCAAGUUAGGUGAAGUAUGUAUUGAGUGUUUAAAGAACUGAAACAUGGAUGACAGUUUCUCCUAGCCCAUUAACUAUUGUCAGAAUGUUGAGUCGUCUAACAGCAAGUUGAAAUUCUCCUUUCAUUUCAUGUUUGUCCUAGUCUGUGGAUAGUGUGAAGACAAACAAUGUGCCUAUAUGGAGUGGUCAGAUUUUCUGAGUCCAUAGCCGCUCCACCAUCCGUCUGGAGGUCCAUGGGGUUUGUAUUGCAUACCCCUCAAGGACAAACGCAUCAUUCAGAAGGCCGGAUGUCCAAAGAGCCUGUAUCAAUUUGGUGGGCUGAAGUCUCUGGAGGCAUGAGGAGACUGAUUGCAAAAGUCAACGUUGAUUUCUGUGGUCUUUCAGAAGGUCAGCUUGACUAGGGAGAGGACAUGGAAUUAAUGUAUGGUCCUGUUUGCAUUCCUGCCUUUGUGUGGCAGGUGUUGAAAACAUUCCCAAACCUGUUACCAAGGUCUCAAAUAUUUCCCUGAAUGAACAGACUAAUACCCGAAGGUUGUGAGGAAACCCAGAAGUCCUUAGACUUUAAUUUGUUUAUCCCAUAUGAAUGCUAUGGGACCAUUGAUAUGUCUGGCUCAUUAGGACCCAUUAUGCCUUAUCAGGUCGUCCCUAGCCAGUAGAGCAGAACUAAUGACAAGCUGGCCUCUUCACAUACCAUUGCCUUCAUUGUUUCUUCCCAAAACUGGUACAUGAAAAAAUUCAGAUGUAUAUACAUGUAGCCACAUACAAUAUCAAAACUUGCAAAAUUUAAAUUAAUCAUUCCUUUAAUCUUAAAUGUAUUUAUUUCUUUCCUUCUGUUUGGUGCUGGUGGAAAUGGGUUUGUGCUGGAUAAUAAAAGAUUGUUUCUCAUUGCAUUUGCCAUUAGUAAUGGUCUUUGGGGUGUGAUCAUCUUAAUUCUUUGGUAUGAUAAUAUGUGGGUGUAUGGGUGAGGCACCUGGGAUUUGCUUUUCUGUGUUUUGUCUUGCUAAAAUAAAUUGAGAAAAAGUGCACUGAAAUGUAAGUGAUGUAAACCAAGAAAAUCCAGACUGGAAAACAUUUCUGCUGAAUUCUGAAUUCUGCUGUUUGAUUUUAAUGUUUGCUGUGUUUUAUACAGUAUCUUCAGAUGUCUUUGAUUACAUUUUUUCUUCUUGGUUCUGUUAUCCAUUCUAUUCACUUUGAAGAUUUUUACUAAAUUUGCAAAAGGUAUUCUGCCAAGUAUUUAAUUUUAAGUACUUGAAAUGCAUUAAUAAAAAUAGACUUGAUCAAAAA
Messenger RNA from Esox lucius (northern pike), 6123 nucleotides. It is a transcript of the gene adam10a, whose product is annotated as ADAM metallopeptidase domain 10a. Lineage: Eukaryota; Metazoa; Chordata; Actinopteri; Esociformes; Esocidae. The transcript has 16 exons. Gene Ontology annotation, cellular component: synaptic membrane; plasma membrane. Gene Ontology annotation, biological process: Notch signaling pathway; membrane protein ectodomain proteolysis. Bases 102 to 2360 code for a protein of 752 amino acids. Gene Ontology annotation, molecular function: metalloendopeptidase activity involved in amyloid precursor protein catabolic process. The record is from RefSeq and is a predicted model, not a curated record.